UCACUCUUCAGAUAGUCCAAGGAUAUCUCGGGGAGAAGGAGCGCAGAAGGGAGAGACUUUUUCUACAUGAAGACACUUUUCGGUCCUUGUACGUUUCUCUGAAUUUGUUUUAGUGAUUUUAAAAAAAGAAAAAGUUGGCCAUGGCAGCAGUGGCUGUACUGCGGAAUGAUACACUCCAGGCAUUUCUCCAGGAUCGUACGCCAAACUCCUCACCGGAGACCAAGCAUUCUCCUCUGGCGCUUCUGGCGGCCACCUGUAACCGGAUUGGGCAUCAUCACGGAUCAAGUCCAUCUGAUUUCCUACAGGUCCCAUACGACGCGACCCUCGGCUCUCCUUCAAGAAUUUUCCACCCUUGGAGUAACGAAGGAAACCCGCAAAGCGCCCUCGCGACCAAUUCCACGUUGGGACUGUCCCCGAAAUCUCAGCUGUCUGCACACAUUCAGUCCUCCUUUGGUUCUCACCACGAGCUUCCCCUCACCCCGCCGGCGGACCCUACCUAUCCGUACGACUUCUCGCCAGUGAAGAUGUUACCUUGUUCCAUGCAAUCAUUACAGUCUAGCUGCCCUCCCACGUACGUCCCUGCUGUUACAUACGCAGCGCCGGCACCGAUUGCACCUGCGAUGCCAAGUUUCGUUCCCGGACACUCUGGCCUUAUACAUCAGCAGCCGAGACAGUUAUCCCCGAAUCCCGGGGAGGACAUUCCGUGGUGGAGUCUUCAACAAGGAAACCCUGUCAGUCACCCUUCGUCACUCGCCCCCCAUCGCUUCCCUUUGCAGAGGAGCUUGGUACUUGGGCAUUCGGAAUUUGCGCAAUAUCAAACUCAGAUAGCCGCCCUCCUUCACACGAAAUCCCCCCUCGCCACUGCCCGGAGGUGCCGGAGGUGCAGGUGCCCGAACUGCCAGUCCUCCAGCUCCAACGACGAGCCGGGGAAGAAGAAGCAGCACGUCUGCCACAUUCCCGGGUGCGGGAAAGUUUACGGGAAAACUUCGCACCUCAAAGCGCACCUCCGGUGGCACUCAGGGGAGCGACCGUUUGUGUGUAACUGGCUGUUCUGUGGGAAAAGCUUCACCAGGUCCGACGAACUCCAGAGACACCUCAGGACACAUACGGGAGAGAAGCGCUUUGUUUGUCCCGAGUGCUGCAAGAGAUUCAUGAGGAGUGAUCACCUGGCCAAACAUGUCAAAACACACCAGAACAAAAAGAGCAAACCGCACGAAAAGACUGUAGAUCACGUGAAGAGAGAGGACAUGAGACACGUUUAGUAAAAAGUAACCCUCAGUGUAAUUAUUCAUAUUCAAACGGACUUGUUAGUGCAAUAUAGUGUCCCUUCAACAUAACACUGACGUACAAGUUGGAAUAUAAUAAAUAUUAUUUUUGGUAAACAUUGUUUGAUAUUUCCCAACGAUUGAUUUAAAUUUAUCAUUCAGAUGGCUGUGCGUUAUAGAAGGUUUUGCUUUUGUAAAGUGUAAAUAUAAUUUCAGAUGUCCAUCUUCGUUCACGUGCUGGGAGCUUUCAGAACUUUCAUGGCCCAUCAGCUGGUGUUCCCUGUAUAU
Megalops cyprinoides (Indo-Pacific tarpon) is the source of this 1553-nucleotide messenger RNA. RefSeq names its product transcription factor Sp5-like. Gene Ontology annotation, molecular function: RNA polymerase II cis-regulatory region sequence-specific DNA binding; DNA-binding transcription factor activity, RNA polymerase II-specific. The coding region runs from base 141 to 1262 and encodes 373 amino acids. The record is from RefSeq and is a predicted model, not a curated record. The transcript has 2 exons. Gene Ontology annotation, biological process: regulation of transcription by RNA polymerase II. NCBI's taxonomy places the organism in Eukaryota, Metazoa, Chordata, Actinopteri, Elopiformes, Megalopidae.